AUGGACAUUUUUGCCAUCCGUCGAAAACGGAAAGAGGCCAGCCACCACGAAAUCGAGAUCAAGCUCCCUUCUGAAAUGUCCAGUCUGGCGCAAAUAAACGAAAACGACAAAAUUUCUUUACCACCCACGCAUCCGACCAACCUCCAACACAAAGACAUGGUCGUCGGAUUUGAACAAGCUGUUGACGAUGUCGGCGAUGAACCACCGUUUUCCAAUUCCGGGGACCCUCUGCUAGGAGGGGACAUCAAUAGUCAUCCAAAGGGCAGUGUAGGUCCCCAGCCACCAAGCCUAAUUCCGAACCACUGGUACGAGAAACGGCCCGUCGUGUCUCCUAAGCCUGUCUACCACAUCCCAAAAAUCAAGUCACCUUCCACGAAAACCACCAAUCAAGGCCGUCAGCGAAUCCCUCAAACUCAACCGACAACCUUGGGUUCUGUGUGGCAAUCAGACGCGAAUCUCAUCCACGAAUCUCAGAAUUUACAGUACAAGGCCAAACUUGGCAAGUGUGGAGGCGACUCUGCAAAAUCUCUGGACGAAUCCACUGCUUUCCCGUAUCACCAACACCAACCGCAGCCUCGCUUAAAUCAGCAACCUAAAACCCAGCAAACAGUCCAUGCAAAAGGCUUCCGUCAACAGCAACACCACUACCAACAGCAGCCAUCUAUUCUGCGUCAGAAAACAGACAGCACGGACACCGCAGAUUCUUCCCAGAGGACUCGCAUGCUCAAGUGUCGAAUGACCACGGAGAAUCCGCGAACGCGUUCUCUCGUCGCAUCGCGCUUUCGUCUUUAUGAUAGCCAUGAUUUUAUAGAGAAUGGUAGCAGUAGCAGCAGUGGUAGUAGUAACAGUCCGGCAUCUUGCUUGUCUUCCUCUUCUUCAUGCACCUCCAGCACAACUUGUGCACACCAAAAUACAAGGGAUAACGGAGGUUAUGAAAAUCUUGUGACCUAUGGCUUGAGAAUCAAUGCCUUCCGCAGCAUGCCUGAUAUGAAUAGAGCUUUGCGCACCACUGGUUUCCCGGGCAGCUCAUACCAACCUACCAUGAGCUGUGGUCACAAGGACUGUCGCGAUUAUUACCGCCUACAAGCACUUAGAUCUGAAAUCAACAAAAACCCAGGAAGAAGACGACUGAUGGCAGAGAAACCGGCGUUGUUCCGAGAUAGGGAGAUCGAGUUAACACCUUCCUCUGAAGGCGAGCAGAACGAAGGCAGCGGCAUUGAUAAAAACUCUGCUGAAAUACAGAUCAAGGUGCCUAAUCCCCUUGCCUACGAUGCUUACUCAGUCCAUGGACUUAGUGAUGCCAUUAGCGUGGCAUCCUCCAAGGAAGGAGGAAGUGUCAGCGAGGACUCCCAGUCCGCUUUAAGUGAGAGCCCUCGACGUGGCGCGUAUUUGCCCAACCUCGCCCCCAUGCCCCCGAGACCGCCUUCGCGAAUCAGCAACAACAGCACGUCCCUGCAUCGUAUCCCCUCCGUCUCAAAACGCCUCGGUUCUCCCGAGGUGUCCAGGUCCAAGCUGCGAGCUCCGACCAGCAGUUCGAACCACCCAGUGGCCCCCAACCUCCUGGUCUACGAGUAUGAGGCCUAG
This is a messenger RNA of Mesocestoides corti, 1584 nucleotides long. The record is from the annotation of a GenBank genome assembly. NCBI's taxonomy places the organism in Eukaryota, Metazoa, Platyhelminthes, Cestoda, Cyclophyllidea, Mesocestoididae.